AACCGACGGCAACCGUUCGGGGGUCUCGGGUGCGAUUGAGCUGUACUGCGAGUCAGCGUUGGCCCAGGCUGCUCAGUAUUAAUCCAGUAUUGGAUCUACCAACAACAACAGUCAUCACCGCGUCCGCGUACGAGUAAGAAGUUUCGUUUGUCGCGCAGCAGAAGAAGAUUGGUCCUCCCACCCGAGAUUAGAGCGUCUGGCGUAGACUUGCGAUCGAUUAGCAUUAAGCACGGAGUUUCGGUUAUGUAAAACAUCGCCUGCCAGAAGGCGGUUCACGUUUACCCCAAGCUAGCUAAACAAUAGCAUAUUGAAAUUAAGUAAUUACGCAGACUCUCGGUACACUACCACCCCACCCUACUAAACGAGUAAAGUGGGGCUCGCCAACUGGACUAACGAGGAUAAGUUGUUUGUCGGUUCUCCAGCGUAUGCUUUGUUUAGUGAUAACCAGUAAGGCAGUCUGUUGUGUGAUAUAUACUUAAUCAGUCUGCCCCACCCGAUUCGAGUAGUAAUAGUUCUGGUUCUAAUUUAAGUGAAAGUAAGAAACGGUUCGAAAAUGAAACUUCUCAAUAUCGUUCCUGCCGGAUAUCUGUUCCUGCUGGCCAUGCUGUCCAGCACCAGCUACAGUGGGUCCUCAGUACGAGCCCAAGAACCGCUGUUUGAGCUACCGGUGCAACUGAUUGGAUUUCCAGUUAUCAUCCUGUCGGUGCGAUUGGCGACAUUCGCCAAGAAGCUGGCAUAUUCGCUGAAUCCAAAAACCUACCAAACGCGCAGCCGCCGUGAUACACCAAUCCCAACGGAGGAGGACAUUUCCCGGCUGGCGGUCGCGGUAACCGAGGCCGAACGAACCAUUCUGCACGAGUUCGGUCCGAAGGUGUGCAUCGAGGAGGAACCCUGUCGGUUGCACGCGAGCCAAACGAGACGCACCGAGGAUUACCAGCCCGACUGGAACGACAUUUUGAAAAACUACAAGGUGAGAGCCACCGGAAUGAAACAGUGGUACCUGCUGUCGGUCUUCAUUGGUGACUACAUCCGGGAUGUCCAGUUCUGUAAGCAGUUGGCCAAGCGGUUGGCGUGCGAUCGAAAUCAAAAGGAAUUUGUGCGUGAUUAAGACUCAAAAAAAUGGUUGUGCAAUUUAGAUAGUUUGUAGAAUAAUUUCAACUAGGUUAAUUUAUUUUCAUGUAAAUACUUUUGUUGUGAAAAACUGCCAAAUAUAAUUGUGAAUCCCAA
This is a messenger RNA of Wyeomyia smithii (pitcher-plant mosquito), 1227 nucleotides long. RefSeq lists its product as uncharacterized. The record is from RefSeq and is a predicted model, not a curated record. The coding region runs from base 554 to 1108 and encodes 184 amino acids. Lineage: Eukaryota; Metazoa; Arthropoda; Insecta; Diptera; Culicidae. The transcript has 3 exons.